Penicillium expansum is the source of this 1251-nucleotide messenger RNA. RefSeq names its product MFS transporter. Gene Ontology annotation, biological process: transmembrane transport. Lineage: Eukaryota; Fungi; Ascomycota; Eurotiomycetes; Eurotiales; Aspergillaceae. The transcript is spliced from 3 exons. The record is from RefSeq and is a predicted model, not a curated record. Bases 1 to 1251 code for a protein of 416 amino acids. Gene Ontology annotation, molecular function: transmembrane transporter activity.
AUGCAGGAGAAGCUGUCGAUUGAAGCGGACAAGGCACUUCCGACAUCUCUUUCCAACACGGCAAGCUAUGUCGAUUUCAAAGGGGCUGAUGACCCCGAGCAUCCUCAAAAUUGGGGACUGUCUACGAAACUUUUCAACUCUAUCUUAGUCUGCUCAGGGACCUUCAUUGUAUCGCUAACAAGCGCCAUCUUUGCACCCGGAAUCGACAAAGCAAGCAAAGAUCUGGGGGUGGGAACAGAGGUCGGAACACUGGGGACAACCCUCUACGUCCUUGGCUUUGCAUCAGGGCCCCUAAUCUGGGCACCUGCUUCAGAGUUACGGGGAAGGAAAUGGCCUCUGACAAUUGCAAUGUUAGGCGGUGGAAUAUUUACCAUUGCAUCGGCGGUGGCCCAAAAUAUCCAGACCUUGGUGAUAUGCCGUUUCUUCGCUGGCAUGUUUGGCGCAAGCCAACUGACUGUUGUUCCCGGUGUACUGGCCGAUCUAUACAGUAACGCCACUCGCGGUGCCGCCAUUUCACUAUAUGCGCUGACUGUUUUUGUGGGCCCGUUCAUGGCUCCUUUUGUGGGUGGCUUCAUUGCAUCGAGUUAUCUUGGCUGGCGGUGGACUCUUUACAUCCCGGCCAUUUUAAGCUUGGGAAAUGGGCUGUUGAGUGUUCUCUUUUUGGAUGAGACAUAUCCGCCUUGUAUUCUUGUCGCAAAGGCUGCUACUAUCCGCAAAGAGUCACAAAAUGGUAAUAUUCGGGCUAGACACGAGGAUAUCGAGGUCAGCAUCGCAGAUCUCGUGGAGAAAUACUUCACACGUCCAUUGAAGUUGCUCUUUACGGAACCUAUCAUUCUCGUGGUGUCGGUCUACAUGUCCUUUAUCUACGGUCUUGUCUAUGCACUCCUUGAGGCAUACCCCUUUGUCUUCGAGCAUGUAUACGGAAUGACUCCUGCCUUUGCUGGUCUAAUGUUCAUUGGCCUCAUCAUUGGUGUGUUGUUCGCGUGUGCGUUCAUUCUUUUCGGGCAGUUGGCCUACGCAAGGAAACUGGCAGAGAAUGAUGGCAUCCCAGUGCCCGAGUGGCGCCUCGCCCCGCCACUCCUAGGAGCGCCUGUCUUUACAAUAGGUCUCUUUUGGUUUGGCUGGACCGGGUUCAACCCUCAGAUUCACUGGGCUGUACCUGCUGCGUCCGGGAUAUUCAUCGGAUUCGGGGUGUUAUGCAUUUUUCUUCCGUGCUUCAACUAUAUUGUCGAUGCAUACUUGCCAAUGUAA